Molecule: messenger RNA, 3321 nt
Organism: Theobroma cacao (cacao)
Lineage: Eukaryota; Viridiplantae; Streptophyta; Magnoliopsida; Malvales; Malvaceae
Product: protein DETOXIFICATION 46, chloroplastic-like
Biological process (GO): transmembrane transport
Cellular component (GO): membrane
Molecular function (GO): antiporter activity; xenobiotic transmembrane transporter activity
Source: RefSeq, a predicted model, not a curated record
UCGUCAGAAACUUAUGUCUUAAGCUCCUAGAAUCCUAGGCUUCUAUCAUCAGAUGUUGUUCUUCUCUUGCAGGCUGCACAGGAUCUUAAUUUUCAUUAGAUUAUCAACGAGCCGAUGCUUUACAUUGGGUGCUCCGAUCUUGAUGGUAGAGAUCUUUAUUUUGGAUUUCCUAACAUCAAACUUUUAUGAUCAUGGUUAUUUUGGUGUAUCAACUUCACUUUCCAGUUUUUCCUGUUACCAGCUACUGAGCAGUACUAGGGGAUAUGGUUUGCCUGGCUGCAGGUUUCGCAUUCUUGGUUUCCAAAUAUGUAGGUAUAGCUCUCUGUAGCCAUACGUUUUAAAUUUUUUGCUGUACGGUCUUAUUUGAUUGCAUACGAUCUCUUCCAGGCUCGGUUUUCCCUUGCUCUUAGCCCUCGCCUCUUGUAUCUGUAAAAGGCUUGCUUUACGUUGAAGAUCCCACCCAAAAGCAAAAGGAUGUCCGAAAGUGACCAGCUAUCAAACUCCACUCUUCCUGCUGACAAGUCGUGCUUAAUUCUUGCAAACUGGCGUGUCGUAGCUGCCAAAGAAAGAUCAAGCUGUCGUUAUUCUUUAGGUUCUUGAUGAGGAACAUAAUAUUUCUAGCAAGGCACGGCAAACAGAAUCAGCUAGAUGAUCAGUGAUCUGUAUCGUCUUCUUUUUCCCAAUCUUCAUUUCCCAUUCCUCAAGCGAUUCUGAAGAAAUUAGCUAAUCUAAUAUUCAUCAAAAGCAGCUUCUGCAAUUACUGAAAAUUCUUUUACUUGAAAACAAACAUGAUCACGACAUCCUGACUCGAGAAAAUGAGGUUUGACGGUGCGGAAAAAUGUAGCUUUUACCUUGUCUGAAGAAACAUUUGUCAUUAGAGUUCACUAUUCAGACUCCAAAGACAAAGGUUGCGGUGCCUAUCAAACCUGCAAUUUACAGACAGAAAAUUUGAGACCAGAUUUGCUGAACCAGAUCUUGACAGGACCGACCCCAAAGGCCGAAUAUCAUGGGAUGAUACCAUCCGUCAGAUGCUGAGAUUCUUCUGAAGGUCGGACGCCUUUUGGGGCCCACUGCAAUAAUAGAAACAGCACUAGGCUUUCAACUGUUAUUCUUUGUCCGAACUCCGAACAGUAACUGCUCUUUUUUCUUCGUUACCUUUUGGUUUCUCUGCUCCAAGUCUUUUAGCUAAGAAGAAUGCAAGCCAGAAACCCCUUUUAUCCUCCUCUGCACAACCCAAAUCUUAAACCCUGCUCUUGCUACUUUUCAACGUUCUUCAACAAACCACCACCACUGUCUUCACCUCGCUUCCACAUUUCUCAUUUCCCUCCUAAAAACCAUCUUAACUGUUUCGUUACAAACUGCAUUGCUCCUAACCAAGAACUAUCCCAUUUCAACACUGAAAUUACUAAACAAAAUGCUGGCUUUGAAAAUAUUAUCUGUAGGCAUUCAACGCCCGACCAAGGAUAUGAAAAAGAAGAAGAGGAAAGAUUGGAAAGUCAGUGUUUAUGGAACCAAAUGAAGGAAAUAGUUAAGUUCUCGGGCCCCGCUACAGGGCUUUGGAUUUGUGGGCCAUUGAUGAGUCUCAUUGAUACUGCCGUCGUUGGUCAGGGAAGCUUAAUUGAGCUUGCUGCUUUAGGCCCUGGAACGGUUCUUUGUGAUUAUAUGAGUAAUGUAUUUAUGUUCCUUUCUGUUGCUACAUCAAAUGUGGUUGCCACUUCUCUUGCCAGAGAGGAUAAAAAUGAAGUGCAGCAUCAAAUAUCUGUCUUGCUUUUUCUUAGUUUGACUGGUGGCUUCUUCAUGCUGUUCUUUACAAAAUUCUUUGGUUCAUGGGCACUAACUGCUUUUACAGGGCCGAAUAAUGCACAUAUUGUACCAGCAGCAAAUACAUAUGUUCAGAUUCGUGGCUUGGCAUGGCCUGCAGUUCUUGUUGCAUGGGUUGCUCAAAGUGCAAGUCUUGGCAUGAAAGAUUCCUGGGGACCUUUGAAGGCCUUGGCAGUUGCCAGUGCUAUAAAUGGAAUUGGAGAUAUAGUAUCGUGCAGCUUAUUAGGCUAUGGCAUAGCUGGUGCUGCUUGGGCAACGAUGGUGUCGCAAGUUGUUGCUGCUUAUAUGAUGAUCAAUUCUCUAAACAAGAAAGGAUAUAAUGCAUUUGCAAUCUCCAUUCCAUCACCCAAUGACCUUCUAACAAUUUUUGGGCUUGCUGCCCCAGUGUUUGUGAUGAUGAUGGCAAAGGUAGCUUUCUAUGCUCUCCUUAUCUAUUUUGCUACAAAUAUGGGUACACACACUGUGGCUGCUCAUCAGGUCAUGAUUCAAACCUACUGCAUGUGCACUGUGUGGGGUGAGCCUCUCUCCCAAACUGCACAGUCAUUUAUGCCAGAAUUGCUAUAUGGAAUCAACAAAAGUUUACCAAAGGCUCGAAUGCUGCUAAAGUCACUUGUUAUCAUUGGAGCUAGCCUAGGACUGCUAUUGGGUAUAGUUGGAACAUCAGUUCCUUGGCUGUUUCCCAAUAUCUUCACAUCUGACCAGAAGGUCGUACAGGAGAUGCACAAAGUGCUGGCACCUUACUUUAUUGCACUUGCAGUGACACCAGCCACUCACAGCCUUGAGGGGACAUUGUUGGCAAGGCGAGAUCUUAAAUUUGUUAGCUUAUCAAUGAGUGGAUGCUUUUCUUUGGGUGCUGUCGUACUACUGCUGCUAAGCAGCGGAGGGUAUGGCUUGCCAGGUUGCUGGUAUACCCUCUUAGGAUUUCAAUGGGCUCGAUUUUUCCUCUCUCUCCAACGCCUUCUUUCAGCUCAUGGCAUACUUGACUCUGAAGAUUUGAACAAGUAUAGACAGGAGAAUCUAAAAGCUGCCUAGUUUAUCAUUGUUAUGAGAUGAAUCAGAGGUACAAUCAGCUGCCCUUUGCUGGAGAAUCAAAUUCCUCACUUCUCACCUCUAACUUUGAUUGAGCUACUGCAGAAUCAGCCUACGCAUUUUAUCGUUGGCCAAUGAGGAUUAGGUCCUCAUGAUUCUUUUAUGCCUCCGAUGAGGCUUUUAGGAUCCUUUCUCUUUUAUUUCAACAGCCAAUUGUAAUUGCGAAAUCUUAAUUCUCAUUACUGCAUGUUAUCAACCCACACGGAAUUCCAACCCAUUUAUUACGUUAAGCUGAUUUUGAUGCCUGCUACAUUUUUAAUGGAGUUAUCAACGGGCCAGGUAAACGGCCCCAAGGCUGCAGAUCAGAGCUGUGCUAGUUUUAGGAUAAUGCAUUUUAUUCCAAUUUCAUUCAAAGAUCAUUAAAAUAUGUACAUUAAUUUUUUUAAAUAAAUAAAUAUUAGUAAUUCUUGA